UGAUAAUAGAACUAUUCCCAACCAAGUUAGGCAACACUUGCUCGAUGAAAUGACUAACCCCAAAUCGAAGCUCCAGAAAUCGCCUGCGUCAAGAGGAGGAAAACCAAAACUCUGUCUCUCUUUGAGAUGACCAAAAUCUUAAUCUUAACAUCGGCAAGCUCUCCAGUGAUCCAGUCUUCACAACCAUCUGUUUCCGGCUAGCACUUCCAGCCACACACGGCCCAACUGUAGCCACGUCUUUUCCCGAUCCAAUGUGCGCUGCGCCGCUACCCACCCAGCGGUCUUGCACACCACUUCUCUGACACCCGUGGCCAUACCCUCACUCUGCCCGUCUAUGGUGUGUCGCUCUCCAAGAUUCCACCACGUCUCGGCUUCUCUCGGUUGCUGAUAUAAAUUUGGAGCAAGGUUGAAUCCUUUUGUUUCAUGUAUUUUUUAUGCUUUCUGCAGUUUCUGACAGCUUGAGUUUCAGAAGCCUGAGUGAAUAAAGGAAAAGGCUAAGGCCAUCAAGCAUCUGAGGACUUUGGACAAUUGAAGGAUGACGGUUUUAAAGCGGUAUGUGCUCCGAUUGUUCAUAUCAAUAAAGUACAUCACAGCGAAUGUCGUGGACAGAAAUAAUGGACGGAUUGUUGCAACAGCAUCAACAGUGGAACACGAUAUCAAGGGAUCGCUUGAGUGUGGCCGGUCUUGCAAUGCCAAGGCGGCAGCAGUUGUUGGAGAGGUGCUGGCUAUGCGACUCAGGGUGGAGGGUCUUGAAGAGGGACAGGGAAGAGGGAUUCAUGUUGAUGUUAACAAAGAAGUAGAAAAGAAAGGCUUUAAAAACCGUACCAAGAUAUGGGCCAUUGUCAAUGCUCUUAAAAGCAAUGGGAUCAAACUUAUUCUGGAUGAUAAAGAUGACAAUGCCAGGGCAAAUUACUGAUAUGUUCCUUCCUUCUCCGGGUUCUCCCCUUAUAAUUUAUGUAAGAUAUUUUUAUGAUUUUUACCGUCUUUUCAAUUUUUUUUUUUUUUUUACUAUCUGAAGACAGUCUCGUUACUCUGGAUUUUGUUACCUUUGUGGAAGACUCAUGAAGCGAUCUGAGCUAUUAUUAUGGAGCAUAA
This is a messenger RNA of Carya illinoinensis, 1095 nucleotides long. Its product is annotated as 50S ribosomal protein L18. Gene Ontology annotation, molecular function: structural constituent of ribosome; 5S rRNA binding. The record is from RefSeq and is a predicted model, not a curated record. Gene Ontology annotation, biological process: translation. The transcript has 4 exons. Gene Ontology annotation, cellular component: ribosome. The coding region runs from base 536 to 916 and encodes 126 amino acids. NCBI's taxonomy places the organism in Eukaryota, Viridiplantae, Streptophyta, Magnoliopsida, Fagales, Juglandaceae.